Paramecium octaurelia is the source of this 1086-nucleotide messenger RNA. The record is from the annotation of a GenBank genome assembly. Lineage: Eukaryota; Ciliophora; Oligohymenophorea; Peniculida; Parameciidae.
AUGGAAAUGAAUUUUUAUUAGAAAAGUGAUAUCAUAAAUUAAGAGAAUUUCAAAGAUAUUGAUGUCUCUAAUUGGUAUGAAUUUGUUGGUAUUGGAAAUCCCUAUUAUUAUAAUAGUUAUGUUCUUAUUAAGUGUUGGAGGAAACUUAAUAUUGAUUAAGAUUUUUCAGAAAAUUCAAAAUUUAUUUAUCUGGAAAGUAGAGGAUACAAAAAAUAAUCCUUCUAAGAUGUUAACUGUAAACUGCUUAUUAGUAAUCACAAUUAUAUGUAAGAACAAAAAUUAUCUAAGUUAAGAUCUUUUUAUGUUAUUACUCAAUUGCGGGUUUUUUGUUUAGUUAAAUUUGGAGUUGGGAUUGCGAGACUUAAAUAUCAUCAUUAACACUCUCACCUUCAUUUUACAUCAUUAUUUAAAUUUGUUAAGCAUAAACUUUGAACCUUACAUAUUGUUUUUGCAGUAAUUUGUGGCUUAGACUAUGGAGAAUGAAGUUGAAAAUUGAACAGAACUAGUCUCUUUUAGGAUUAACUAAUAUUUUAAAAGUUUUUCUUUCCUUGCUAAUCGUAUUAAUUCCGAUUCUUACUCUAGUUUCAUUGAUCUUAGAAUCAUAUAUUAAUAACAUUAGAGAAUAUUGUUUGGGUGCUUUAACUAUGUUAAGUACUAUUUCUUUUGCUGCUAUUUGCAUUAUUCUAUAUACAAAACUCAAAGAUUAAUACAGUAUUGGCGAUCAUUACAGAGCUGUAUUAAUUUAAAGAAAUAUAUUAGAAUUUAAAAUUCUUAUCAAUAGCAGUAAUAAUUUGCUCUCUAAUUCGACCAUCGUUUAAUUUUUUUUUCUCUUAAGAAUUCUUUUGGAAAUUGAAGCCUGGACUAGAAUGCGAUGAAGAUGAUGUAAUCAUUAGAAAAUUACCUGAUAAAGGUUUUCCAUGGUAAAUAAUAAAUAGAUUUCUAAAUAGGGCUGCUUUCUAAUUAAUUUAUUCUUGUAUCACUGAUUUCAUCCCUAUUUAUAUAUUAUCAUUGUUGUUUUCUCCUAACAUAUCAAAGAGAAAGACCUUAGUAGGUGCAAGCAAUGAUUCCGAAUAUAUUUAAGAAUGA